AAUCCAUUUUUACCCACAUCGCGAUGGAGGUGUCGGGGAAAAUCUGGCUUAUUGCGUCUUUUUUCCUCGUCCUCACCCCCCGGGGUGGGGCUCAGAUGGUAGGGAUGGGGCAGUCGCAAUACGACCCAGAUGCUGUGACCCCCGGGACAUUUCCUGACGACUUUGCAUGGGGUGUGGCGACAUCGGCGUACCAGGUGGAGGGGGCCUGGGACAAAGAUGGUCGAGCUCCUAGUAUCUGGGACGUAUUCACCAUGGACGGCUCUGGUCACGUGAAAGACGAAUCCAAUGGCAACGUAGCAUGUGACCAGUACAAUCAUUACAAAGAGGAUGUGCAGCUCAUCAAAUCUCUAAACGUGAAGUACUAUAGGUUCUCAAUUUCCUGGAGCCGUGUCCUUCCGGACGGAACCGAGGCGACCCUGAAUCCUGCCGGAAUCACCUACUAUAAGAACCUUGUGAAGGAGCUGAAGGCUAACGGGAUCGAACCAAUGGUGACGUUGUACCAUUGGGAUCUGCCUCAGGCCCUCCAUGAAAGAAUGGGAGGCUGGGAGAACAAGACAAUAGCGCAGUAUUUUGGUGCCUAUGCACGAGUCAUGUUUCGAGAACUUGGAGAUCAGGUGAAGUUCUGGAUCACUCUGAAUGAACCUUGGGUGGUCGCCUGGCUCGGGUACGGUUCUGGUGUGAACGCCCCGGGGAUUAAGGAGCCUGCUACAACCCCCUAUGUAGUAGGACACAACCAGAUCCUUGCCCACACCGAAGCCUACCAUAUAUACGACACUGAGUUCAGGGAAUAUCAGAAAGGAAAGAUCGGUAUUACGAUGAACAGCGAUUGGGCAAUUCCUAAAACUCGAUCACAAGCAGAUGUUGACGCCGCUGAGCGACAGAUGCAAUUUAGCCUUGGCUGGUUCGCCAACCCUAUUUUUGGAAGCAAUGGCGACUAUCCAGAUGUUAUGAAAAAUAUUUCUCGUCUUCCGGUUUUCACAUCUGCCGAGAAACAACGUAAUAAGGGUGCUUCCGAUUUCUUUGGUCUGAAUCAUUACACAAGUAAACUGGUGUCGAACAAUCCCCGCGGUGCUACUGACCCCGUCAGUUACAUCACCGACAUCGAGACCCGCACUGAGGACGAUCCUAGUUGGAGAGGAUCAUCCUCUUCGUGGCUCAAGGUGAAUCCUAGUGGGAUGAGAAGCAUACUGAAUUGGAUCAAACACACUUACGGAAAUCCUAAAGUUUAUGUAACAGAGAACGGUAUAUCAGACUGCGGAACAUUACAGGAUCAGGCUAGACUUGACUAUUACAAAGGAUACAUCAACAACAUGCUCAGAGCUAUUACAAUGGACGGCUGUAAUGUGACGGGCUACGUCGCUUGGUCUUUGUUGGACAACUUUGAGUGGGCGUCUGGAUACACUGAGAAGUUUGGACUGAUCAAGGUGAAUUUCGAGCGUAACGAGAGACCAAGAACUGUCAAAGACUCUGCCUUCUUCUUUGCUGAUCUCGUCAAAAACAAUGGCUUCCCAGCUGGUUGGGAUACAUCAUCUUACGUAAAGGCGGAUGUAGAAGACCGGGACAUGUUUCUUCAUGACUCGUUCCCAGACGGCUUUGCAUGGGGCGCUGCUACAGCUGCUUACCAGGUAGAAGGGGCAUGGAACGAGGAUGGGAAAGGACCUAGUAUUUGGGAUGUAUUUUCACAUGCUGGGAGAAUUGCCAACCACGACACCGGGGAUGUGGCUUGUGACAGCUACCACAAAUACAAGGAGGAUGUUCAAAUGCUGAAGCAACUGGGGGUAUCUCACUACCGUUUCUCUAUCUCAUGGUCCCGUAUCAUGGCGGAUGGAACACCUGGCACUUUGAAUCCCAAGGGAAUUGCGUACUACAACGAUCUCAUAGAUGAGCUUCUUUUGAACGGCAUUCAACCAUUUGUCACCCUGUACCACUGGGAUCUGCCCCAGGCACUGCAAGAAAUCGGGGGCUGGGAGAACGACACUAUCAUCGACCAUUUCAAUGCCUAUGCUGAGAUCUGCUUUGCAAACUUUGGACACAAGGUGAAGUCUUGGAUCACAUUCAACGAGGCGUUUGUCGUUUCCUGGUUGGGAUAUGGUAUCGGGGUAUUUGCCCCUGGUGUAUAUAGUCCUGGUAACGCUGUAUACCAGGUGGCGCACAAUAUCAUCCGGUCUCAUGUAAAAGCUUACCACACAUAUGAUGAUCACUUCCGGUCUAAAUAUAACGGUCAGGUAGGCAUAACUCUGGACUGUGAUUGGAAACAACCUAAUCAGUUCCGCUCGGCCGAUGAUAGAUACGCCGCUGAGCGCGCGCUGCAGUUUAAGCUCGGAUGGUUCGCCAAUCCCAUCUUUGGUAAUGGGGACUACCCAUCUGUCAUGAAACGUGUGGUGAAGUCAAAGAGCUUAGCGCAAGGACUCUCGAAAUCACGACUUCCGGAGUUCACUCCAGAAGAAAUUGCACAGAACAAAAAAUCUGCUGAUUUUUUCGGCUUGAAUCAUUAUACGUCUAAUCUUGUAUCUCAACUUGACCGUCCGAUCAAAGAUCAGAGCUAUGAAAACGACCAGGACCUAGACAUCACCUACGACAAUUGCUGGAAUAGAUCGGAGUCGUCAUGGUUACGUGUGAAUCCCUGGGGACUUAGGAAGCUUUUGAAGUGGAUCCACGACAGAUAUGAUAGUCCUGCGAUCUACGUCACAGAAAACGGGGUUUCCGAUAAAGGACAACUGAAUGACGAGACACGUAUACGUUACUAUCGGGAUUAUAUCAACGAGAUGUUGAAAGCUAUAAAACUUGACGACGUGGAUGUACGAGGAUAUAUGGCCUGGUCACUUAUGGACAACUUUGAGUGGACCAGUGGAUACACACAGAAGUUUGGGCUGUACCAGGUAGACUUUAACAGUCCACAACGAGUGCGAUCCAUGAAGUCCUCGGUUUCUGUAUAUUCUGAAAUUAUACGAAACAACGGCUUCCCUGAAAUUUAGAUUUGGAAAGAGAUUAGAUAGAGUAAAACACGUGUACACUUAUUAAUAGUAUUCGUGAAGUUUGAUACAAUGGGAAACAUCUUUGCAUGAUAAUUUCAGAAUAAAAUAAUUUCGCACAUGGUGGUUACUCAUUACAAAUACUGUAAAAUAUUUUUCAUUUUGUAAAGAAUGGCCAUCUUGUGCGAUAUUGAAGGAGUUAAUGUCUGAAUGAAAGAAUAUAUAUUUCAAGUACAAGACCAAAAAAUACUUCACAUCAAUUUGAAGUACGACUCGGAAAUCAAGUAAUCCGUCAGUGUGGCUUAUUUUUCUGCUUUCAUUAUAAACACUAUUGUUGACUUUGUAUAAUAAAAUUACGAUUUCAUCGAUAAUAUA
This is a messenger RNA of Pecten maximus, 3347 nucleotides long. Its product is annotated as lactase-phlorizin hydrolase-like. The transcript is spliced from 16 exons. Bases 24 to 2975 code for a protein of 983 amino acids. Gene Ontology annotation, biological process: carbohydrate metabolic process. NCBI's taxonomy places the organism in Eukaryota, Metazoa, Mollusca, Bivalvia, Pectinida, Pectinidae. The record is from RefSeq and is a predicted model, not a curated record. Gene Ontology annotation, molecular function: beta-glucosidase activity.